UUUCAGAGUGCGAUUAGCCAAUGGGAGCUCCCGCUUGACCACGGAUGGCCGGAGCUGGCGCCCUGGUUCUGGAGGUGACGGGUUACUGAAGGCGAGAGGCGCCACCCGGAGGACAAAUGCUUGCUGACCUGGGCCAGUGCUCUUCCCUUACGCAAGUCUCAGCUUCUCGUCACGACGUUCGCCCGCUCGCUCUGAGGCUCCUGAAGCGGAAACCGGCUAGACUUUCCUCCUUCCCGCCUGCCUGUAGCCGCGUUGCUGCCACUCCGCCACCAUGUUCGAGGCGCGCCUGGUCCAGGGCUCCAUCCUGAAGAAGGUGUUGGAGGCCCUCAAGGACCUCAUCAACGAGGCCUGCUGGGAUAUUAGCUCCAGCGGCGUAAAUCUGCAGAGCAUGGACUCGUCCCACGUCUCCUUGGUGCAGCUCACCCUGCGGUCUGAGGGCUUCGACACCUACCGCUGCGACCGCAACCUGGCUAUGGGCGUAAACCUCACCAGUAUGUCCAAAAUACUAAAAUGCGCCGGCAAUGAAGAUAUCAUUACACUAAGGGCUGAAGAUAAUGCGGAUACCUUGGCGCUAGUAUUUGAAGCACCCAACCAGGAGAAAGUUUCAGACUAUGAAAUGAAGUUGAUGGAUUUGGAUGUUGAACAACUUGGAAUUCCAGAACAAGAGUACAGCUGUGUAGUAAAGAUGCCUUCUGGUGAAUUUGCACGUAUAUGCCGAGAUCUCAGCCAUAUUGGAGAUGCUGUUGUAAUUUCCUGUGCAAAAGACGGCGUGAAAUUUUCUGCAAGUGGAGAACUUGGAAAUGGAAACAUUAAAUUGUCACAGACAAGUAAUGUCGAUAAAGAGGAGGAAGCUGUUACCAUAGAGAUGAAUGAACCAGUUCAACUAACUUUUGCACUGAGGUACCUGAACUUCUUUACAAAAGCCACUCCACUCUCUUCAACGGUGACACUCAGUAUGUCUGCAGAUGUACCCCUUGUUGUAGAGUAUAAAAUUGCUGAUAUGGGACACUUGAAGUACUACUUGGCUCCCAAGAUCGAGGAUGAAGAAGGAUCUUAGGCAUUCUUAAAAUUCAAGAAAAUAAAACUAAGCUCUUUGAGAACUGCUUCUGAGAUGCCAGCAUAUACUGAAGUCUUUUCUGUCACCAAAUUUGUACUUUUAAGUACAUAUGUAGAUAUUGUUUUCUGUAAAUAACCUAUUUUUUUCUCUAUUCUCUGCAAUUUGUUUAAAGAAUAAAGUCCAAAGUCAGAUCUGGUCUAGUUAACCUAGAAGUAUUUUUGUCUCUUAGAAAUACAUGUGAUUUUUAUAAUACAAGAGGGUCUUGACUCUAAAUGCAGUUUUAGAAUUGUUUUUGAAUUUAAAUAAAGUUACUUGAAUUUCAAACAUCA
This is a messenger RNA of Macaca mulatta (Rhesus monkey), 1386 nucleotides long. It is a transcript of the gene PCNA, whose product is annotated as proliferating cell nuclear antigen. Gene Ontology annotation, biological process: mismatch repair; translesion synthesis; leading strand elongation. Lineage: Eukaryota; Metazoa; Chordata; Mammalia; Primates; Cercopithecidae. Gene Ontology annotation, cellular component: PCNA complex. The record is from RefSeq and is a predicted model, not a curated record. Gene Ontology annotation, molecular function: DNA binding; DNA polymerase processivity factor activity.